Messenger RNA from Porites evermanni, 991 nucleotides. Lineage: Eukaryota; Metazoa; Cnidaria; Anthozoa; Scleractinia; Poritidae. The record is from the annotation of a GenBank genome assembly.
AUGGCGCUUGACUCCAAUGCUCAAAUUGGGUGUUCUGGUUCACCGCUUCCUCACUUUACGCCUUUUCAAACACCGGGUUCUCGCGGGGUUAAUGUUUUUGCUCAAGAUCUGGCCAGCCAAGAAAACGCAUAUGUUUUUCCGCCAUUCAUCUUAGUUGGUCCUCUUCUCCGUUUUCUUGACAAGGCCUUGUUCUCGUUCACCAUUGUGGUUCCAAAACUGUCUCCUCUACCAUAUUGGUGGCCUCUUAUUCAAGCAAGGGCAUCUCAUUUUGUCGUCCUGGGCCAUAAAGCUGAUCACGAUAUCGUGUUAUUUCCAUCUCCGCACCACGUUUUUUCCACACGUCCUUUACCUUGGGAUUUGUAUGCUUUCAGGAUUACCAUCUCGCUUCCGUCUGUCCUUUCUUUAGAUUCAGCGACCUAGAAUCUGGAAGCCAGCAGCUCCUUGCCUGGAUUGUGGCUACCUUAAUGAUGCCGAUUUCAACUUUUGCCAGAGGUGCGGUUUCCGCCAGUUUUGUUCAGAUUCCCAACAUCCUUCUAAGCGGUUAAAGAUCGACUUUCAACUAAUCGAUGAUCGUCAGAAGUCUUCUAUUUACAAGGAACUUAUAAAUUUUCUUUCUUCUCUCCCGGUUCCAAAGGCUCUUCCUUCCGCUUCUCCAUCCGACAUUUAGAAGUUUCUGGUGUGGAAGGAUAACUCAGGGAAGACCGUUGUUCACCUUUUGGAUUGUCCAGGCCUGGGCCAACGCCAGCGCGUCUCCUGUUCAUGUCCAACCAGGUUAGCUGCUGGAACUGUGGACAGCCUAAUUGGGAAACUCAGGUCCAUUUUUCUUGAGGAGGGUUUGGGAGGGGAAUGGGACGACCGAUUAGGUAUUGGAAAUCCCGUCUCUCAUCCCUCUAUUAAAGCUUAUUUGAAGUGUGACGAGAAGAGCAAGCCCAGGCUCGAGUACAGCCUCGUAAGGCCGUUCCCCUUUUUACAAAUAAAUUUUUGGCUAUAG